This is a messenger RNA of Archocentrus centrarchus (flier cichlid), 1151 nucleotides long. RefSeq names its product retinol dehydrogenase 8. Gene Ontology annotation, cellular component: cytosol; cytoplasm. The transcript is spliced from 6 exons. Gene Ontology annotation, biological process: estrogen biosynthetic process. Bases 145 to 1041 code for a protein of 298 amino acids. NCBI's taxonomy places the organism in Eukaryota, Metazoa, Chordata, Actinopteri, Cichliformes, Cichlidae. The record is from RefSeq and is a predicted model, not a curated record. Gene Ontology annotation, molecular function: estradiol 17-beta-dehydrogenase [NAD(P)+] activity.
UCUCUCGUCUUUUGUUCCCGUUUUGUUCUCUGCUGCUGGAGCUGCAAGACAAACACUAACCCGGCACAAUGAACCAGAAGGUGGUACUCAUCACCGGCUGCUCCUCUGGGAUUGGCCUCGCUUUGGCUGUCCACAUUGCAAAAGAUGAGAAGAAGAGGUUCAUGGCUUCAGAUGACUUUUGCUGUUGUAGUCUACGCCACCAUGAGGAACCUGAGUAAGGCCGACGCUCUGAUUGAGGCAGCAGGUCGGACCCUGGGCCGGACCUUGGAGAUCAAGCAGCUGGACGUGUGUGACGAGGCCUCCAUCAAAGCCUGUGUGGACAGUCUGCCUGAGCGCAGGGUCGACAUUCUCAUAAGUAAUGCUGGGAUUGGUCUGAUUGGACCCAUCGAGUGUCAGUCUAUUGAUGAGAUGAAGACUCUCAUGGACACCAACUUCUUUGGACUUGUGCGAUUAAUGAAGGAAACCCUGCCUGACAUGAAGCGCAGGAAAAAAGGUCAUAUUGUGGUCAUUAGCAGCGUCAUGGGGAUUCAGGGGAUUUUAUUCAACGACGUCUACGCAGCAUCUAAGUUUGCACUGGAAGGCUUCUGUGAAAGCUUAGCAAUACAAGUCCUGAGGUUUGGUCUGAACAUCAGCCUGAUAGAGCCAGGUCCAGUGAUUACAGAGUUUGAGCGUAAGGUUUAUGAGGAGGGCCUGAAGAUUGAUCUCAGCAAAGCAGACAAAGUGACUGCUGACAUGUUCACAAACAUCUACUUGAAGAGCUACAAACAGAUCUUUGAGACCCUCGGGCAGGUUCCUGAGGACGUAGCAGAGCACACCUUCAAGGUCAUCACCAUGGACAAUCCGCCCUUCCGUCACCAGACAAACACUCUUUACACCCCUAUGACCACACUCAAAUACGCCGACCCCGGCGGUGACCUCCCAAUUGAAACAUUUUACAAAAUGGUAUUUGAACACGACAAGGUCUUCACCACCAGCCUGAACUUCUUCAAACUUUUGCGCUGGAGGAGCAGAAAGAGUUUUAGCUUAGAUAAGAGCAACUGAGUGCAUGUCAUGUGUGUGUUAUUUCUGUGACACAGGCUCAUUUACCUGUAUUUUCUUUCUUCCCCUUUGGAAUUAUGAGCUGAAAUAAAGAAGCAUAUGAAAAGCAGUGA